AUGGAAGAGCACGCGCUGGAGAUGUUCGAAGUUGGGCCAUGCGAGACUCCUCAUCAAAUGGGCUUCUUGAUCGGCCGGAGGUUCUCGCGCUUGAUACAGAGCAGGUUGUCUAGGGACCUCAUCCUUCGAAACCAGCUUCUGCCGUGGGCAAGAGCUCCGGAAUCACGGCCUCUCCUCGAAGCUCUCUGCGACCAUAACCGGAACAAGUUCCCUCGCUACUGGGACGAGCUCGUCGGGAAGGCCGAAGGGGCUGACGUGCCGGUUCUUGACAAACUGUUGAUAAACUUCAGGAAGGAAAUCUUACCCUUCAUCCCGGACAAGGAAACAAAAUCAAACUCGCCCGAGGAAGCCAUCGAGUGUUCCGACGUACUGGUUGUUGGCGAGUUGAUGGCCGUUGCCGUGCACAACGAGGAUGCCAAUGUUGCUCUAGUUGGCCACACCUACUUAGUCAAGGGUACUCUGUCGAACGGAUUGUGCUUCAUUUCGUACAACUAUGCAGGAGAGCUGCCGAGCUGCGCAUUUGGAUUCAACAACAACGGAAUGGGAUUUACACUCAAUGCCGUACCUCCCUCUAAAGAAGAGAUUCUAGCAGGCGGGAUUGGAAGGAACUUCAUCUCCAGAGAUCUCCUAGAGGCAAUGAGCAUGACUGAUGCGACCAGUAAGACCUUAUUUGCGUUAUGA
Eucalyptus grandis is the source of this 681-nucleotide messenger RNA. RefSeq lists its product as uncharacterized. NCBI's taxonomy places the organism in Eukaryota, Viridiplantae, Streptophyta, Magnoliopsida, Myrtales, Myrtaceae. The record is from RefSeq and is a predicted model, not a curated record. Bases 1 to 681 code for a protein of 226 amino acids. The transcript has 4 exons.